Brassica oleracea var. oleracea is the source of this 1644-nucleotide messenger RNA. Its product is annotated as UPF0481 protein At3g47200-like. The transcript is spliced from 2 exons. NCBI's taxonomy places the organism in Eukaryota, Viridiplantae, Streptophyta, Magnoliopsida, Brassicales, Brassicaceae. The record is from RefSeq and is a predicted model, not a curated record. The coding region runs from base 190 to 1488 and encodes 432 amino acids.
AGGGGACAAAAUAACAUAUCAUUUGUGAAUAAGCUCAAGGUUUUAUCCAGCUUUGACAUACAACAUUUCUUUUUUUCUCCCAAGAGUGAGUAAAUUCGAAAGUAAUAAUUCGUCCCUCCUAAACUUGAUAAUCUCAUAGCUUCCUCAAUUGCUUCACUGAACUUGUUCUAAAAGUUAAGGUUUUGGAAUAUGGACGUUAACCAGCCGAGAGAGAUGUAUCCAGGGAUGUGGCGGUAUCCUAUGAAUCCCGAGUUUUGUUGUAUCUACAGAGUCCCGAACCGUCUACGUGAAGUAAACCCAGAACCCUACACGCCUCAACUAGUCCUCAUUGGACCUCUUCACCAUUCAGUAAAAUCUCAAGCUCUCAAGGCUCUUUAUCUUGGAGAUGAUAUCACAUACACAAAGUCAAUGGCCUACUUAGACAUGGAAGAGCAUAAGAAGACUUACCUAGCAGAAUUCGCAGCAAGGAUUGAAGGGGAAACCACCAUCGAUGAAUUAAGAAGAAUGAUCAAAGAAGAGGAAGAGACAAUCAGGGCAAGCUAUCAAGAAUCAACAGCAUGGAUUCAAUCCCCAGAAUUCGUGGAGAUGGUCCUCCACGACUCUGUUUUCAUUAUAGAGUUCAUACUGAGGUUUAGCGGAGUAGUAGAUAAGAAUGGAGAUCCUCUCCUGGCCGGUCUAUCUCUUGGAAUCACAGUCUAUUAUGAUCUCAUCUUGCUCGAGAACCAGCUUCCUUUUUUUAUCCUUGAGAAACUCUUCAAUCCAAUUGUCACAAGAAUCUGGCCGCACCUUACAUUCCGGGACCUAAUCAUCAUCUUCUUCGGAUUCCAAGGUAAAAUCCGAAGGAGUUCCAAAUUUAAACAUUUCACUGAUUUGAUCAGGUGUGUUCGCGUGGAGACACUUCCUAACCUUGAUGUUUGGAAAUCGAAAUCCAAACCCAUAAAGCAUAUGUAUAAUGCGGAUAAGCUAGAUAGUGGGGGAGUAAAAUUUAAGGCAGUAGGAGAUGAGUUAUCGUUAUGUGUGAGCUUCAAGAAUGGUUGUUUGAAGAUUCCUUGUCUGACGGUUGAUGACAGCCUUGAGAUGAAACUAAGAAACAUAAUGGCUCUUGAGCAGUGCCAUUACCCUAACAACGCCCGCGUAUGUAGCUACGCCUUAUUCCUAGAUUAUCUAAUUGACACUGAUAAAGACGUUGACUUGCUUCUCGAGAAAGGAAUACUAAAAAGUUGGAUUAGGCAACCCGCUAAAGUUGCGCAGAUGGUGAACAAGCUCGUGACAGGCAUCGUAGAUACUGGUUCUUACUAUCAUGACAUAGCGGGUGAAGUGAACGAGUACUAUAGAAACCUUGUGAAUAGGUCAAAGGCCAUCCUCAAACGUGUGUAUUUUGGUAACCCGUGGACAGGGACAGCCACCAUUGCAGCUACGUUUCUAUUAGUGAUGACACUUAUCCAGACUUGGGCAUCAAUCGUUCAGGUUAAGGAGAACGAACCUUAGAGAUGCAAUAUCUCUAUCUCUAGAUCGUUUCCACUUUCCAACUUUGUCGUGGGUACUACGUUAUUUCUACAAUCUUGCAGAUUAAUAAUAUUCUUCUUCUGUAUUUUCUACCUCUCUUUUAUGUUAGUUAAUCUGUAUCCUGAAGCUAUUAUGACA